AGAAAAACAUUAAGGAAAAUCUGAAAUUAUAUAUUUUUAAAAAGGGAUAAGGACGGUCACAUUUCUUUUCUCUAAGGCAAUUCUAGUAUGUAGUUUCUGUGUUUCCCCCGCCAGCCUACUUAUCUGGACUCCAGGGACAAACCAGGACGAGAGGCCAUGGUGCACAGCUUCCUGAUCCACACUCUGUGCCCGGUGGGGGCGCUCUCGUGCACGGAGAGCCGCGUGCUGUACUCCCGGGUUUUCGGUGCAGAUCUGACGCAGACGGGGCCGGCUGGGGACCGGGAGCAGGAGUCGGAGGCCAGGCGACUGCUGCAGAAGGAGCAGCUGGCGGUUGUGGCGCGACAGGUGAGGAGUGUGUGUGCUCUGCAGCGCGAGGCAGCAGGACGGCCAGGUUUGCAUGAGACGGGCGCAGUUCUGGGGGAGGAGGAGGCGGCACUUCAGGAGGCGGACAGUGGGGUUCUGCGGCUGGCAGAAGGGGACCCCUUUCCUCGCGAGCACACCGUGGUGUGGCUGGGCGUGCAGGCGCUGGGCUUCGUGCUGGUCUGUGAAGCCCAUGAAAACCUGCUGCUUGCAGAGGGCACCCUGCGCAGCCUGGCACGGCACUGCCUGGAGCACUUACGCCUGCUGGGCACAGGAAGUGAGGUGCUGCUGAAGGCCGACCGCAUCGAGGUCCUGCUGCACCGGCUGCUGCCCCACGGCCAGCUGCUGUUCCUGAACCACCGCUUCAAGCACAGCCUGGACAAGGAGCUCGGCGCCUGCCUGGCCCGGUGAGGCUGCUGCCCACAGCCUCCAGGACCGGCGACGUCGGCCAGGGACCCGAUCUCCGAUCUCUGAUCUUAAUGGAAUCUUAUCAGCUAAGGGUCGACUCAACAAAAAUAAAAUUAACUGAACUGCCCUAUUCUGAAUAAAACCCUUCUGCCAUUUACUGUUUUUUUUUUCCCACGUUAGAAAUAUUAGCUUAAACAAUUCAAAGUGUUGGCCUUAUUGCGUUCACAACUUCUCUAUUAACAUUAACAAAUUACAGCUGUAACUGAAGAAAUGUAUAUCUCAUACCUGAACCCCGAUAUCCCUGCAGCCCACAGCCAUGCGAGAAAGGGCCGAGCCUCUAGACCAGCGAGGGACAGGCUGGUCUCUGGGGGGACUGUAGGAACAGCCAACCUGCCGCUAGCCUCCAGCACCUGGAAAUCUUUACAUGGGGUGUCACUUAAUUCUAGUAUUAUUGGAGAGGUGUAGAUCACACAUUAACACACGGGUAUUAAUGAGCGAUGUGUGUUGGUAUAAAAGGGGCUUUCGUAAGGUAAGAAGUGAAUGGCUUUAGGGAAGCAGGCAGGUUGAGGUGAUUUCUGUUUCUAGUGGAGAGAAGAGAGCUUUUCUUUAUGGCUUGAUGUCUACAAUAAAUCCUCCCACACUGUA
Messenger RNA from Lepisosteus oculatus (spotted gar), 1413 nucleotides. RefSeq names its product adaptor related protein complex 5 subunit sigma 1 (gene ap5s1). Gene Ontology annotation, biological process: endosomal transport; double-strand break repair via homologous recombination. The record is from RefSeq and is a predicted model, not a curated record. Gene Ontology annotation, cellular component: late endosome; AP-type membrane coat adaptor complex; lysosome. Lineage: Eukaryota; Metazoa; Chordata; Actinopteri; Semionotiformes; Lepisosteidae.